AUGGGGUACAAAACUCUGUGCCUUGGAUUCUCUUGUAUUCUAUUUGCUUAUUGCAUUUAUUCACCUGUUCCAGAAAAUAUUGAAGAACCUUGGAAAGUGAGAUUCAUGGAUGCUCUCAUAAAAAUGACUUCACUUGUGGCCACAUUAUUUGAACACAUAGGUCUUAUGAAAUAUGAAGAAGUAUUUUCAACUGUAACAGCACUUCACCUUACAAAACCAGUUUCAGAUGAAAACAUUACAGUGAUUGACACAAACUUUAGUGACGUUCCUGUUCGUCUGUAUUUGCCAAAAAGGAAAUCUGAAAGACGGAGACCAGCUGUAAUUUUCAUUCAUGGUGGUGCCUUUGUCUUGGGAAGCUGCAAGAUGUCAGCUUAUGACGACCUGAACAGAUGGACAGCAAACAAGCUUGAUGCUGUUGUUGUGGGAGUAGACUACAGGCUUGCUCCUCAGUAUCAAUUCCCAGCUGCCCUUGAAGAUUGUGUUUUCGUGAUCAAGUUCUUUCUCCAGGAUAAAGUUCUUGUAGACUAUGGAGUGGAUCCCUCUCGCAUCUGUGUUAUGGGAGACAGUUCUGGGGGUACCUUGGUAGCAACAGUAACUCAACUGCUACAGAAUGAUCCAGAAUUCAAAGAUAGAAUUAAAGCACAAGCCUUGAUAUACCCUGGCCUGCAAUCACUUGAUACUUUUCUGCCAUCACAUCGAGAAUAUGAACAUGGUCCAAUUCUGUCCAGAGAGAUGACAAUUAAGUUGGCAAGGCUCUAUGUGUCUGAAGACAAAGCUCUGUUUCAGGCCAUACUGAGAAAUGAACACAUGCCUGAAGGAUCAAGACACCUGUUCAAGUUUGUUAACUGGAGUGACUUACUUCCUGAGAAGUAUAAAAAGAACCAUGUUUACACUGAGCCUGUUCUUGGAAAACUGAAUGAUUCCUACCCAGCACUUAUGGAUAGUAGAGCAUCACCUUUGCUAGUCAAUGACUCCCAGUUACAGAGUUUGCCAUUAACUUACAUCCUCACAUGUGAACAUGAUCUCAUUAGAGAUGAUAGUCUCAUUUACAUUACACGACUUAGAAAUGUUGGGGUUCGAGUUACUCAUGACCACAUAGAAGAAGGAAUCCAUGGAGCCCUAUCAUUUACCAGAGCUCCAGUGUUUUUACAUCUAGGCUUAAGAAUAAGAGAUAAGUAUAUUAGUUGGUUAGAGGAAACUCUAUGA
This is a messenger RNA of Onychomys torridus (southern grasshopper mouse), 1206 nucleotides long. Its product is annotated as arylacetamide deacetylase-like 2. Gene Ontology annotation, molecular function: carboxylic ester hydrolase activity. The transcript is spliced from 5 exons. The record is from RefSeq and is a predicted model, not a curated record. Bases 1 to 1206 code for a protein of 401 amino acids. Lineage: Eukaryota; Metazoa; Chordata; Mammalia; Rodentia; Cricetidae. Gene Ontology annotation, cellular component: membrane.